Messenger RNA from Musa acuminata AAA Group (dessert banana), 447 nucleotides. RefSeq lists its product as uncharacterized. The coding region runs from base 1 to 447 and encodes 148 amino acids. The transcript has a single exon. NCBI's taxonomy places the organism in Eukaryota, Viridiplantae, Streptophyta, Magnoliopsida, Zingiberales, Musaceae. The record is from RefSeq and is a predicted model, not a curated record.
AUGGCUGCCGAGAAGAGAACUCCACUACUGGCCCGCUUCCGAGGGGCGAUUCAGAGGGUAAGCUUCCUGCUGUCCUUCGACGCCACCAAGUGGAUCGUCGUCUCCCGCCUCAAGAGAUCGCCGCUCGGGCCUCGUCCGCUGAGCUUCCGCGCCGCCAGGCCGAGCUUGCUCGACUGCACCGAGGACUACUACGACGCCGGCUCGUCGUUCUCGCUCUCGAGGACGGCGAGCUUGAGCUCGCCGGUGUCGAGGACGACGAGCCUGAGCCCGACGGUGUCGGGGAUCUUGAGGUCGACCAGCGACGCCGCGUCCUGCGGGGACGACGUCGAUCAGAGGGCGGAAAGGUUCAUCGAGAGCUUCUACCGCCGGCUGCAGAUGGAAAGGCAGGUCUCUCUCGAGCUAAGAUACUGCAAGGAGAAGAGCUUGGAGAGGACGGUUUCGGAUUGA